This is a messenger RNA of Caenorhabditis sp. 36 PRJEB53466, 1153 nucleotides long. Lineage: Eukaryota; Metazoa; Nematoda; Chromadorea; Rhabditida; Rhabditidae. The record is from the annotation of a GenBank genome assembly.
AUGCUCGGUGACGAGUACGGUAGUCUCGUGGCAGUGGCCACCGUAUCCACAGCACUCAUCGUCGGCGUUUCGUGGUUUUUGAGGAGGUACAUAAUCAAGGUUUUUUGAGGGUUUGUGCUUCAUUUAUAACUAAAGCGAUUCACUAUGCGCCUUUUUGUCCAUAAUCAAAGUAAAUCGUGAAUGCUGGAAUAGAAGCAGAUACUUGAAUCCAAGUACAAGAAGCCUGUAAAGUUGCAUCUCCACAUUAGCGAAUCACUACUUAUCUUGUACAUAGUUUCUCCCAUUCCAGCCGGCCGAUCCUCAUCAACUUCGUCUUCUUCGCCGUCCUUUCGGCUGCCCUUUUCUCCUAUUCCCAUCUCGUAAAUCUCUCCAUUCUCGACUCUUUCGACCUGCUUUUUCGGAUGGUCAUUGGACCGGGAGGCUCGUGGAACAGGUGAUUUUCGUCGACAAUCUAAAACUCGAAAACGCUCAUUUUCUCAGAGUGUACAUGGUGGCGUUUUGGUUGGCGAACGUGGCGGUCUCCGUGCUGUUCUGCGUAUACGUGACGGCCAUCGGGCGGAGCACAACCGUGCACAGAAAGUUCUUCCACCUCACCGUCUCGCUCAUCUACAUCUCCGGCAUCGUGCUCGAUCCGCUCUUCUCGUGGCUCUGCGCAUGGCUCUGGCUGUGCAUUUUCGUGCUCGUCGAGCUGCUCCGCUACCUGAACGUGCCUCCCUGGGGCGCUGCGCUCAACGAGCAUCUGCUCAUCUUCAAGGAUGCGCAAGACGCGGAGUUCCUGCUCACGCCCAUCUACCUGCUCGUCGGCAUCUUCCUCCCGUUGCUCGUUUCGCCGAAAGUGGACAAGGCGGGUUUCGUGCCGACUCUCGCCCAUUUCGCAGGCGUUGCUGCCGUCGGAGUCGGCGAUUCGAUGGCCGCGAUCGUCGGAUCCAGAUGGGGGAAGACAAAGUGGACGGGCCGCCAGAAGUCUCUCGAAGGAACACUGGCGAUGCUCGUUUCGAUGCUCUCCUUCCUGCUCGUCGCCAACGUCUUCAUAUUCCGUCCGUCCAGCGUCAUCUCGAUCGUCGCCGCUUCCCUGACGGCUUCUCUUCUGGAGGCAUUCCUCAAUUCGAUGGACAACUUCAUUCUUCCGCUCGUCACUUUUCUUAUUCUAUGA